AUGGAUAACUCAUCCCAAGCAUAUGGAGCUGCAAACGUCACUCACAGCACCAAGUGUCAGUUACAGAAGGUACACUUGGCCAUUCCAGUCCUCCUAGGGAUUCUAUCCGUGGGCUGCCUGGUCUUCAACAGCAUCAGUCUGUGGAUCUUCUGGUUCGGAUUCAAGCACUGGAACUCCAGCGUCAUGCUGCAGUUCAACCUUGCGUUGGUGGAUGCUAGUGUCCUUCCCAUCACCCCUCUGAUGGUGACCUAUUUCAGUCUUGAAAAUCACUGGCCCUUUGGGGAGUUCCUCUGCCAGUUCCAAGCCUUCAUGCUUUGCACCCACCUCUAUGGCAGCAUCUAUUUCCUGGUGUUCAUCAGUGUCCACCGCUACCAAGCCAUAGUUCAUUACAGUGCCAAGUCUGUCUGGAGGAAAAAGACCUUUUGGAAGAAACUCAUCUGGGGCUUGUGGGCCUUUCUCUUCCUACAAGGGUUGCCGUUGUUCUUCCUCAUCAAGACAUUGGACUUGGAUGGAACCACAAGGUGCCUUACCACCUACAAAUAUGAGCUGUCCUAUGUCUUCCUGCUCUACACAGUUCUCUGGAUGCUCCUUUGUUUUCUUCUGCCUUUUUGCAUUGCCUUGACUUCCUACAUUAAGUUGGGGGCUUACAUUGCCAAAAUAAGCAAAGCCACCCUCCAAGGCCGAGUGAUGAAGACCAAAUCCAUACAAAUGAUCACUGUCGCUCUGCUUAUCUUCGCCAUUUGCUUUAUUCCCUUCCAUGUUUGCAGCACGUUGGCUACCGUUCUAAAACAUUACAAGAUGCCGUGUGAAUUGCGACACCGCAUAGAAAUCAGCUAUUACAUUUCAUUGGUCCUCUCCAUAGUCAACUGUUGCCUAGAUCCCAUCAUUUACAAUUUUGCCAGCGAGAAUUUUAACAAGUCCUUUUUCAAAACCCUAAGAAGACUCGUCUCCUCAAAGUGA
Messenger RNA from Sphaerodactylus townsendi, 960 nucleotides. RefSeq names its product P2Y purinoceptor 2-like. The record is from RefSeq and is a predicted model, not a curated record. Gene Ontology annotation, molecular function: G protein-coupled receptor activity. Gene Ontology annotation, cellular component: plasma membrane. NCBI's taxonomy places the organism in Eukaryota, Metazoa, Chordata, Lepidosauria, Squamata, Sphaerodactylidae. Bases 1 to 960 code for a protein of 319 amino acids. The transcript has a single exon. Gene Ontology annotation, biological process: G protein-coupled receptor signaling pathway.